CCCGGGGCCACCGCUGCUACACCAUUCUACAGCCAUAUGAGAAGUCCAGGAGUCACGAAACAUGUCUCUGUGCAAGCUUUGUAUAAACAUCUUCGUACCGCCGCAAGAACCAAAAAAGCCAGAAGAUCCAAAGCCCUCGCGUAACCCUACCUGGCGAAAGAAACCACGUCUUUGCGGUAUGGGUAAACGAAAUUCAGCCGCGCCCAUUGGGAGUGCCAACCAUCUGACAAUUGAGAGUUUGCGAGAGUCUGCAAAGGCGGGAUGCUACAUCUGUUCCCGUAUCCUGCCAGAAUUAGAAGGGAAGGACCCGUUGGACAUACCGCCCAAAGUUGCUUUAACGAGCAACACAUUAAGCAAUCCUAGGCAAGAUGAUAAUGGCAAGGACCGUUAUCUCUCUUUCUGGAACAGUACUCCGCAAGGUAAUGAAGACCAGACCCUUGCUUCGUUUGUUCUUCAUCCAGUCUCAGUAUCGAACCCUUUCUUGGAUUAUCAAGCAAGCGUCAAUACUGGAUCGGACGAAUGCUUCCAAUUGGCUGCAAGAUGGAUGCAGGAGUGCGAAACAACUCAUGAGAGCUGUUGUAAAGGUGCAAAUGAGAGCUGGUACCCAGCACGGCUGCUUGAUUCAGGAGAUGGAAUUGGACUAGACCGUGUCCGGUUGAUGAAGCCCGAGCUGGAGCACCCUCUAGGACCGUAUGCCACGGUGCUCCACCACCCACAUUGCGACUCCCAAAUCAAGCUUUUGAAGAGGAAUCACGAUGAUUUCUUACACUCCAUCCCAUUGUCCAACCUCCCAAAGACCUGGAGCGAUGCAAUGACCAUCGCAAAGCGGCUCGGCAUCCGGUAUAUAUGGAUCGAUGCGCUCUGUGUUCUCCAAGAUUGCGAAGAAGAGCAGCAGCAAAACUCAUUUCAAGAAUCAGAAAUCUAUCGCAAGUCAUGGGUUACUAUCUCGGCAGCAGGCUCUAUCAACGACGACGAGGGGUGCUUCUUUGACCGCGAUUCCCGCACCAUAGAGCGGGUGCAUGUCGACCUCCCCGCUGCCCAUGGUGCCGAUGGUCUCCAAAAGUUUACUUUGGGUAGAAGGGUUGAGUGGUACUUCUGGGAAAAGCUCUUCGAGCAGCCUUUGCUCGAGAAGGCUGAAUCAUUCCAAAAACGUCUAUUCGCGCGACGCGUUCUCCAUAUGGGCCGCGACCAACUCUUCUGGGAGUGCGAGAAAGCAGAUUGCUGCGAACUAUUUCCAUCCAGUAUCCCGCGCCACUUAGAACUACACAACAACUUUGCUACUAAGCGGUCCUACGCUAGAUACCGCCAAGGCAAUGCGACGGAAUCCCUCGCUCAUCUCACAGGCGAUGGGGUAACUGAAGCAGCAAAACAACAAGUCAACGCAGUCAUCUGGGAGUCUAUCACGAAAAGCUACUCCCAAUGCACACCAACAGUGCCGGAAGCCAAGCUCCCCGCGCUCUCCAACAUCGCUCGCGAAAUGUCACAGGUCUUCAAAGGAGACGAGUACCUCGCUGGCACCUGGAAGUCACAGCUCCCAAGGGCGUUGCUAUGGCAGACAACUGGAAAGCAAGGAACACACCGCUCGCAGCGAUAUCGCGCCCCCAGUUGGUCCUGGGCCUCCGUUGAUGGCGAGAUCCAGUGGCAAGGUGUUCCACUACCCUCCUAUCCCGCAACUAUCGAUUACGCACUCGUCUCGCCAAUCGAUGAUCCGUUAGGGAGAGUAGACGGAGGCGUGUUGCGGAUUACGAGUAACUUUGGCUUGGUAAACUGGAGAAGAUGUGAAAGGUGCACCGGCUACACCUCACACAAAGACAUGUCUAUCCCGGAUGAUGGAUACGGAUUUUCUCAUAGGGAUUUCAGUCUCGAUGAGCCAAUACACCAUUCGGCGUUCAACGUGAAUCUCGAUGAUCCCUCGGAAGCUCUUACGGGAGAUUUGUUCGUUUUGCUGGUCGCCUGGUCAUACGGAACAUUUUUCGACCCCGUAAGCCAGAUGCCGGACCGGCGAAGUGGACCAUACCUGCUUUUCCUUACUCGAGUUCAGGGAACCACGAAUUUCUUCCGCAGGGUUGCUGUAGGGUGGAAUUGUGACUAUUUUCCUACUGAGUGGAUUGAGAGCUUACCGCGGGAGACCAUCUUCCUGGUGUGAGUAGGAAAAGCUCAAAGCCUGCAUCUGACCAAGCAUUUGUGUUGGAAUGUGAUGAAGCACAUCACACUAUACUUAGCAAGCUUACACAGAACUAUUAAGAGUCUAAACUCAUUCCUAC
Molecule: messenger RNA, 2264 nt
Organism: Mytilinidion resinicola
Lineage: Eukaryota; Fungi; Ascomycota; Dothideomycetes; Mytilinidiales; Mytilinidiaceae
Exons: 2
Coding region: 62-2146 (694 amino acids)
Source: RefSeq, a predicted model, not a curated record